Python bivittatus (Burmese python) is the source of this 954-nucleotide messenger RNA. Its product is annotated as olfactory receptor 10A7-like. The record is from RefSeq and is a predicted model, not a curated record. Gene Ontology annotation, molecular function: G protein-coupled receptor activity; olfactory receptor activity. Gene Ontology annotation, cellular component: membrane. Gene Ontology annotation, biological process: G protein-coupled receptor signaling pathway. Lineage: Eukaryota; Metazoa; Chordata; Lepidosauria; Squamata; Pythonidae.
AUGCAUAUAAAGAAAGAAAAUCCUCUACAAAACAGCACUACACCAACCAAAUUCAUCCUCGUGGGUCUCUCUGAAGAGUAUCAUUUACAAAGCAUAUUUUUCUCUAUUUUUCUGGGAAUCUAUAUCAAUGCUUUAACUGGAAAUGUUCUAAUCAUUCUUCUUACAUUGGUUGACCAAACCCUACACACACCCAUGUAUUUCUUUCUAAGGAAUCUAUCCUUCCUUGAGAUAUGUUUCACAUCAGUCAUUGUCCCCAAGAUGCUUGACAAUUUCUGCUCAGGGAAUAAAUCCAUCUCCUUUCUGGGCUGUGCUCUGCAGACUUAUUUUGCAUUGUUUUUGGGUGCAACUGAAUGUUUUCUUUUAGCCUCGAUGGCUUAUGACCGCUAUGUUGCCAUUUGUAAGCCUCUGCACUAUUCUGUCUUGAUGGGGCAAAAAGUUUAUACAGGCCUAGCGGUAGCCUCUUGGCUAAGCGGGUUAUUGAUGUCCUUUGGUCACACCAGUAUGAUUUUCACACUGUCCUUCUGUAAUUCUAAUGUUAUCAAUCACUUCUUUUGUGACAUUCCCCCUUUACUGAAAUUGGCUUGUGGGAACACCUUUAGGAUUGAAAUCACUGAUUUUGUAGUUGUAGUGAUUUUUGCUACUUUCCCUUUUCUUCUGAUCUUAAUGUCUUACUCUGGAAUAAUUGUUGUCAUUUCAAAGAUCUCCUCCUCUGAGGGCCGGAAAAAGACUUUCUCCACUUGCUCCUCACAUCUCAUUGUUGUGACCUUAUUCUUCGGUUCUGCUUGCAUUAAGUAUAUGAAGCCCAAUUCCACAUAUCCUUCAAAUACAGACAAAUACCUCUCCCUUUUUCACACAAUCAUUAGCCCUGCUUUAAACCCUGUCAUAUAUAGCUUGAGGAACAAAGAAGUGAAAGGCGCCUUUAUGAGACUCUGGGAAAGAAAACCUUUGGAUUGA